UUUGAUGGUCGAGGAACUGGCAAAAUGGAAAUCAGCUCUAACGAAUAAAAUCAAUGAUUUACAGGAAGUUACAAAGACACUUCUAAGAGAACGCAGAAAAAUGCACAUUCAAGGGUUAAAAACAUUUACUUCAUUGAAAUGUAUCGCCGGAAGUCUAGCAAAUGAUGAAAAUCGGCCUGGAUUAAAAUAUGGAAAUAUCUUGGAAGUUACGAAUAUAAAUGUAGAAUUGAGUAAAUACAUAAGAGAAAAAAUGGGAUUAGAAGAGGAAGAAAUUUUUGGUGAGACAAUGGAUACACACCAACAAACAUUUGCUGAAAAAGCAGCUUACAGGCUUAUUCAAAAUCCUGUCUCUAUCUCAACUAAACAAGAUCUCCUGUGUAAUGCUGUUAUGGGCGCUGCUUCGUCUUUGGGAGGAAAUCAAUCAUUUCACCAACAAAUGGGUUCUUGUUGUCCCCAUUGUAAAGGAGAUGUUCAAAAUAUUUGACAAUUCAUAUAAUAUUAGGAAAUUGCUUUUGUAUCAUACAAGUAAUAUAUAUUAUGGUUCAUUGGUUGUGGUUUUAUAACAAAUCAUCUUCUAAACUGAAAUAGGUAAUAUCAUUAUAUUUCUGUAAUAAUUUGUAAAUAUAUGUAAGUUUACUUGUAA
Messenger RNA from Leptinotarsa decemlineata (Colorado potato beetle), 643 nucleotides. Its product is annotated as golgin-45. Lineage: Eukaryota; Metazoa; Arthropoda; Insecta; Coleoptera; Chrysomelidae. Gene Ontology annotation, biological process: Golgi to plasma membrane protein transport; Golgi organization. The record is from RefSeq and is a predicted model, not a curated record. Gene Ontology annotation, cellular component: Golgi membrane.